AUGAUGACAAUUAAUAAUAAUAAUUUAAACAAUAGUAAUAAUAUUAAUAAUAAUAAUAACAUAUAUACAUCAAAUAAUAAUAAUAAUAAUAAUAAUUAUUUAAUUCAAACAGUACCAACAAUGUCCGAAACUUUUGAUCAUAUGAUUGAAACACCACAAAAUGAUUAUAUUUCAAUUCAUAACCAUAAUCAACAUAAUAAUCAUUCACCACAUCAAUUUUAUAAUAAUCAAUAUCAACAUUACCAAUAUACAAAUGAUCUAAUUAAACUUCAACCAUUUUGUGAAAUAAAUGGUCAAAAUGAUUUCCAAAAUUCAUAUCAAGAUCCAUACCAACACCAAUUAUCACCACCUGAUAUGGUUGGUCCAUAUGUUAAUUCAUAUAGUAAUAAUAGUAAUAAUACAAAUUUAAUACAAAAUAAUAAUAAUCAACAAUUACCAUCAAUUAUAACUUCACCAACGAUACCAUUACCACCAUCACCACCAUCACCAACAAUUAUAAAUAAUAGUAAUAAUACAAUUUCAACAAUUCAAUUUGUAAAUAAUAAAAAAAGACAACACAGUGAUACAACAUCUUCCUCAUCGAUUUAUUUCAUACAACAACCACACUCAACAUCUACACCAUUUUCAUUACAAUGUCCAAAUUCACCAAAUUCAACAUCAUCUUCACCAUUAAAUUCAAUAAAUUAUAGUUACCACCCAACUUUUAGAGUUGUUACAUCAUCAUCAUCAUCUGCAUCAUCAUCAUCUACAUCCUCACAACCACCAUCACCACAAACUCUAUUAUCAUCAUCUUCAAUAUCAAUAUCAAAUUCAUCAUCAUUUUAUAAUAAUACUGAAGCAUCAGAUGAAGAGAUGGAAGAACAAUUUAAAGAAUAUUUAUCACCAACAAUUUCAAAUUUAAUUGAAUCAAGUCAUCGUGAAAAUAUUUUAAAUUUGGUAAAUGAUUAUCUAUAUGAAGAAUUACCUUUGAAAUCAUUGUUGAUGGAAUUACGUGAAAUUCAAUAUCAACUUGGUAAUGGUCAAAAUCAAUCUCUUUUAAAUAAUCUAAUUGAAUUAUUCUUAAUUUUAGAUAAUUCUUCAAAUGUUAUGAUAAACUUUUUAAAAGAGAAUGGUGUCGAAGAUUCUGAAAUUACAAUUGAUCAAAAAAGAUUAUCAAUAAUUUUAAAUGAUUUUGAAAAUGGUUUAAGAGGUAAGGAUAAAACUAUUAAAAAGUCAACAAGUAGAGGAUUAAGAAAUCCACCAAAUAAAUGGACAAAAGAAGAGAGUUCAAAACUAAUAACAUUAGUACAUGAAAAUGGUGAUAAACAAUGGAAAAAGAUUGCAUUACAAAUUGGUGGUGGUAAAACUGGUGCACAAUGUGCUCAACAUUGGAAACGUGUACUUUGUCCAGCAAUUAGAAAAGGUUCUUGGGAUGAAGAAGAAGAAGCAAAAUUAUUUUUAUUAGUUGAAAAACAUGGUCAAAGUUGGAAGAAUGUCGCUAGUGAAAUUAGAACUCGUACUGAUAUUCAAUGUCGUUAUCAAUAUUUUAAAUCUUGUAUGUCAAGAGAAGUACCUUGGACUCCAAAAGAGGAUGAAAUCUUACAAAAAAAAGUAAUUGAAAAUAAACAAGAUUCAACCAAAGAAAUAGGUUGGAUGGAUUUAUCAAAAGCAAUGGCUAGAGCAAGACAAACUAAAAUACCUAGAACUGCUUUAGAAUGUAAAAUACGUUUCUAUUUUCUUAAUGCGCAAUUAUAA
Messenger RNA from Dictyostelium discoideum AX4, 1734 nucleotides. RefSeq lists its product as hypothetical. The transcript has 2 exons. The coding region runs from base 1 to 1734 and encodes 577 amino acids. NCBI's taxonomy places the organism in Eukaryota, Evosea, Eumycetozoa, Dictyosteliales, Dictyosteliaceae. Gene Ontology annotation, cellular component: nucleus. The record is from RefSeq and is a predicted model, not a curated record. Gene Ontology annotation, biological process: regulation of transcription by RNA polymerase II.